Messenger RNA from Drosophila novamexicana, 3939 nucleotides. It is a transcript of the gene Dis3l2, whose product is annotated as DIS3-like exonuclease 2. The record is from RefSeq and is a predicted model, not a curated record. Gene Ontology annotation, biological process: mRNA catabolic process; miRNA catabolic process. Gene Ontology annotation, molecular function: RNA binding; 3'-5'-RNA exonuclease activity. Gene Ontology annotation, cellular component: exosome (RNase complex); P-body. Bases 109 to 3939 code for a protein of 1276 amino acids. The transcript has 6 exons. NCBI's taxonomy places the organism in Eukaryota, Metazoa, Arthropoda, Insecta, Diptera, Drosophilidae.
AAUCGAAUGUGUUUGUUGUCAUAGCAUGUGAAAUACGCUGCAAGAUAAACAAAAACAAGUAUUUUUUAACAAAACCGUUUUGGUGCAGCAACAAUAACUGUUUUAAACAUGUCAAAAACGUCGAGCGUAGGGAGCUUAGAAAGUGCUGUAACGGGUCCACCGCUGCAACCAUCGAUACGCAAAAUGCCACAUGAUACUGAAACGGAUUAUCCCAAUGCCAUUGAGCUAUUGCGCCAGCGCUCGCAGCGUCUGGCGACGCGCCUGCAGCAAACGCAAAUGGAGAUGUCUGCCAAAUUGCCAACAACUACGGACUAUCCCAUCAUCGAGCAGAAGGCCAAUCAAUUUAUGCGCAACUAUGUCUCGCAGUCGCAGUUGCAGUUGCAGUCGCUGCCGCAGCAGCGUUCAAUGCCAGUGCUAAAUGCUGCUGCCACAGCAUCUGCCACCGCCACUGCCACAGUCAGCGCCACUGUCCAACAUCGUCAGCUGCAACAGCAGCAGCAGCAGCAGCAGCAACAACAUCAGCAGCAGCAGCAUUUGCCUGCCGCAGCUUUAUCCAUGCCGAUGCCGAUGGCAUCCUAUCCAUAUCCCAUGCAAUCUUUUAUGCCGGUUCACAUGCAGUUGCAGUUUGCCGCCCAGCUGAAUGCGACAACAGCUGCCGCGGCGCAGCCUCAACAGCAGCCGCAUCUGCAGCAGCAGCAGCAACAGCAGCAUCUGCAGCAGCAGCAGCAUCAGCAACAGCAGUUGCAACAACAACAACAACAACAGCAGCCGCCGCAGCAGCAGGAGCUGAAGAAGAAACGCAAGUCACGGCAAGCCCUUAAUGGCGAGGUGGAUGCCCUGAAGGAUCUGGUCUAUAAGCUUAUAACUGUCAACCCGGAUGUGCGAGCCUAUGCCCAGCAGCUCAUCAAGCAGAGCGAGGUGCUCGGCCAGUUGGAAUGGCUGAAUCUGUCGAAUGUCUGCAGGCCGCCAAGACCUUACAUGAAUCCUGCACUGCGAGCGCUUGCCAGCGCGCCCGGCAUGCCGCCGCUGACGCAGCACGGCCGCAUUGAUGGCGGCAUGGAUCCGACGGGUCACCCGCAGCAGCAGCAGCAGCAGCAGCAGCUGCCGUCGUCUACACUCUCCGGCAUAAUGCGCGCACCCAGACAAGCCCAGCCACAGCCGCCGGCCCAGGGCCAGGCCAUGACGCAAAAGCGCCUUGGCGAGAUUUUGCGCACUCGCCGCGACUCGGAUCUGUCCAGCACGAGCACCAGCAGCAGCAGUGCAGCCGCAGCAACCACUCUGCAGCAGCAGCAGCAGCAGGAGAACUCUGGCGGCCAAUCGCCGCGCAAGCGCAAUCGCAACCGCAAGAAGCGCAACGACAAGAACACGCCCCGUUCCCUGAAGACCGAGCUGGAGGCAAUGCGUCAAUAUAUCAACAAGAUCGUACAGCAGCAUGUGGGCGCCGAGCAACUGCUGCCGGCGGAGCUGAACUUCAAGGGCGAUUUCGGGGACUUGGAGUCGCACGCCAGGCGCCUCGUGCAGGCUGGCUAUGGACGCAUUGUCGAGGAGGAGAUACGCGUGAAUCGCAAGAACAAUCGCCAGGCGUUUAUCACCAUGUCCACGGAUCGCGAGGCACUGGAGCGCGAUGGCAUCGUUCUGUUGCCAGUGGCACGACGUUAUGCCUUCGAGGGCGACACCGUGCGCGCCUUUGUCUUGAAUGUGGGCGCCGUCGUUACCAAGACUAUGGAUUCCGCAGCCGGCGGCAUUAUUGGUGGCAAGGCCUCACUGUCUCUGGGUGAGGAUGAGGAGCUCUCGGAGGAGACAGAAUCGCAGGACUCGGAUGAUGACAAUGUGGCCGUAAUAGCCUCGGACAACUGCCCCAAAGCGUUUGUCAUUGCCAUUGUGAAGCAAACGGAACUGCGACAAAUUGUGGGCAACAUAUCAUUUACGAAUCCCACCAAGCUCUGCGACGAGGAGCUGUUUUACAAAUUUCGACCAUUCGAUUUACGCAUGCCCAUGGUGUACAUACCGCAGGCCAGCUGCGCGGCACAUAUCGGCAACAAGCAGCCGGACGAGGUGUGCGGCCUGCUCUAUCUGGCGCACAUUCUGGAAACGGAUUGCAAUGGCCAUUGCAUUGCGGAGCUGGUGCAGCCUGUUGGCCGUGUGGGCAAUCUGGACGAUGAACUGAAGGCCAUACUCUUCCAUAAUAGUCUGCGAGAUGUGGUGCCCUUCGAGGAGCGCUUCAACGAGAUGUACGCACAAUCUGCGCCGCCUGUAACUCCCCAAGAUUUGGUGAAUCGUCGGGAUAUGCGCAAGAGCUGUGUCUUCACGAUUGAUCCGUUGACGGCGCGCGAUCUGGACGAUGCGCUCUCCAUUGAGCAGCUGGGCGAGAAUGUGUUUGAGGUCGGAGUGCACAUCUCGGAUGUCUCACACUAUUUGCAGGAGAACAGCGAGCUGGACAACAUUGUCAAGGAGCGCUCGACAUCAAUUUAUUUGGCCAACGAAGUGAUUCACAUGCUGCCGCAGACGCUCUGCUUCCGGUGCUCGCUGCUGCCCGGCGAGGAUAAGUUCUCGUUUUCCGUUUUCUGGCGCAUGGAUGGCGAUGGCAAUCAGCUGGACAAGCCCCAGUUUACGCGCUCCAUCAUGAACUCGUGCACACAGUUUGCCUACGAGCAUGCCCAGAAGAUAAUUGACAAUCCCCGCGAGCAUUUCACCGACGUCGACUUUCCCAACAUCCUGAACGGCUUCACGGUCAACGAUAUCGUCAAGCGUGUCACCUGGCUGCACGGUAUUGCGUGCAACAUGCGCGGCAAACGUUUCGACAAUGGCGCCCUGACCAUCAACAAUGCCAAGGUGCGCUUCAGCCUCGAUCCGCUGACCGGCGAACCGAUGGGCUUUGAGGUGGAGAAACAACGCGAGGCGAAUCACAUGAUUGAGGAGUUCAUGCUGCUGGCCAAUCAAGCGGUGGCAAAAUUCAUACACGAUGCCUAUCCAAAAAUUGCGGUGCUACGCAAUCAUCCGCCGCCGCUGACCAAAUCACUCAAAUCGUUACGCGAGAAGCUGCUCUCCCAGGGCUUCGAUCUGGACUACAGCUCCUCGAAGGCUCUGCAGGCCAGCAUGCAACGGUUGUGCAGCGAAGCCGCCGAUCCCAUCGCCAUGUCCGCCUGCCUAAGUCAGCUGCUGAUGAAGCCCAUGGCGCGAGCCACCUACUUCUGCAGCGAUGGCAAGACAGAACCGUCUGAUCUCUGGCAUUACGCCCUAUCCAUACCCAUCUAUACGCACUUCACCAGUCCCAUACGACGUUAUCCGGAUGUUAUGGUGCAUCGUCUGCUCGCCGCCGGCUUGAACUACUGCGCCGCACCGGAGCGCACUCCGGAUGAGCUGCAUCAUCUGACCAAAGUGGCCAAUGAGCGUAAAUAUAAUGCCAAACAGGCGGGCGAUGAUUCCAGCAAUUUGUUCUUCAAGCGCUAUGUGAGCAAUCGCCAGGUGAUUUAUAUGCGUGCCGUUGUCAUGGAGAUCUUCCAGCACAUGAUGAACGUGGUUACCCUGGAGUCGGGUCAUGUCAUUGCCAUUAACUAUAAGAUGCAACGUGUUCUCAUCGAUACGCACAAUGCACCCAAUUUUAUACUGGUCGCCGAGCGCAACAUGAAGCAGACACCAUAUAAGCUGCAGCUGCUGUCCGUGGUGCCCAUCCGGCUGAUAAUAUGGGAUGGCAAGCUAACGGGAUUUUUGCUGACCGCAGAUCAGCGUCAGAAGGGGCCCAGCAUGGAGCAUUCGGGCGUAGUGUUGCGUAAGGACAACAAAAAACAGCAGCAGCAACAACAACAACAACAACAGCAGCAGCAACAACAACAACAACAACAACAGCAGACGGCAGCAAAACCGACUAAAUUGCCCAAAAAUACCUACGGAGAGCAUAACAGUGCCACAGUUUGGGCAAUAUUGGCUCGUCUAUUGUAA